CUACAGCCAAGGCCAAACCUCCAUUAUAUAACUGCCUCCUUUUGAAUGACAUAGAUGUAACAUGCCAGUAUUACAAGACCCUGAUAUGCUCCAGUUGAACAGUCCAGAGCUUUAUAAUGCAUGGAAAGGACAGUUAUAUAUUCAGGAACAUCUGGCAUGCGAUAUUAAGUUCAAGUCAUCAAGCACUUGCAGCAUUCCUGCACAGCUGCCAAGCAAGCUAAAAAUUACAGAAGUCAUUAGAUUGUCUGAACUAAGAAAAAUAUUACCAGUGCAAAUUUUUGAUAGCAAUUUUGCAAGUCCAGAAGUGUGUUGUGAAAGUGUCUACUACACGCUUUACCGAGUAAUAACAUCAAAUGUAAAUGGAUUUGAGUUUGACAAACUGCAGUAUUGGAUGAAAGAUCAGGAACUGGCAUUGAUUAAAGUAUUAAAUGACCAAGGAUUUCUGAUUUUGUUGACAUCUUCUGCACUUCAGCGGAGCAAAGAUUUUAGUGUAAAGGAUCCUUUCCAGCUUUUUGCCUUGUUUUUAUUUCCUCACACAAAACUCUUGGAUAAUACAGGAAGAGAACACGGGGGUUACAAAUUUGUCAAAGAAGACAUCUCAUUGAAAAUAACUGAAUUACUGCCUGGCCUUCAAUAUGCCAUUCUAGAAACAAGACAGAUGCAAAAAGGCAAAACCCUUUAUCCCGAUGCUUUGGUGGAACAACAUUUCAAACAGUUUACCAGUCUUCAAAGGAAAAGUGUCAGUAUCGGGGAGGUAAAAGCAGAGUCAAGUAGCACUUCAAGCUUAUCUUUUGGUCAUGGAAAAGACAUUCCUGAUAAAUGUGACCAGUUGGUUUUUUCUCGCCUGCAGUCCUACUUUUCAUCACCAAUAAAUUUCAGUGUUCCACUGCUAAAAAUGUCCACUCUCUUAAAGGAAGAUAUCCCAGUGUCCACUGACUCUGAGAAAUGCAGCAAAAAAGUAAUAGUGAAGGACUCUGUUGCCUUAGAAUCUAAAAUACCUUUAUUAGCAACAAAUAAGAUCAAAAGUGAUGGCUCGAGUGGAAACAACGUUUUGAAUGAAAACAAAAAACAGCCUCCUAAGAAGAGAACCUUUAAAAAAGGUGGAAGACGAGGGGCCAGGAAAGGUAAAAGGAAGCAUACGCAAAAAGCUGCUUUGUCUUCUAGUGCUGCCAGUGAGAACCAGGCUUCAAACAAGAGAAAUGUAAUUGUUGGAGACCAGCAGCAAGCUGUCUCAUCAAACAGAACCACAGUCAAACUUGCCAGCGCUCCUUAUACUCCUGGGAGAAAGAGAGGCGCUGAGGUGUUGACUGCUGAAUUUGUUCAUGAUGACAAAGCCAGUGAAACAGAAACUACAGCUACAAACAAACGGAAUAAAGUACAAACCACCGUUCUUAAAAAUAAAGUUAUAUUGGGAAAACAAAAAAAAAUAGCUGCAGCAGAAGACAGCUAUUUGAUACGUGACAGACCUCCAAGACGUAAGGCCUCUGAUCCAGGUAACCGGAACAAAUCACCUGAAGUUAAAGCCAAAUCCGAAAAUAUGAGAAAAGCAGUAAUAAAACCGCAAGAGCAGCCUGGGAAGAAAUUAAGAAGAACAAUGGAAUCUAUUAAUACUGUUUCCUUUGAACCAGUUACCUCAUUCAGCAAAUCCAGCAUGGAUCUCAAUGUGAUCGCUAAGCAAUCAACUCCCUCGGCACCAGUUCCUGAAAUUGAUUUAAUGGAGAAGCGGAUAAGCAUGUAUGAAUCUCAUGCCCUAAAUCUUCUGGCUGACUUGGCUUUAAAUUCACUCUCUUCCUCAAGUAUUUCAUAUAUAAACUCUGAGAGUGUUGCUCCCAUAAGUGAGCCUGUAGUCCAGGAGACGGUCCCCAGCAGUGAUAGCGGAAAUGCUGUGGAAUACCCACAAAAUGACUGCAGUUCCCCAUUACAAUCUAGUGUUGCCUCCGAGGAGCCUGUUCAGGCACCUGAUUGUGUAAAAAGCCAGCCCAAGGUUGUGAGCGAUGACAGUCUUGUGAACAGUACAACCCAGCACCGUACAGAGAACAGUGAAAAACAAGCCUCCCACAAAGUGCUUAUUGCAGCUGCUAAGGCAAAAGCACGAAAUAAUACCACAAGUAAGAUUAGCUUGGAGCAUUCUUACUCCCAGCUUCCCAGAGACGAUGCCGCAGAUAAAUCCUCAAAAGAACUAAAUGAAAAUCCUUGCCAGGGUGUCUCAGAGCCAACAGUGACAAGCCCAGACAAUGAAGAGAUGGUGGACCAACCAUCAGACUUGUUCUUACCAAGGGAAUCUCUGCUUGGGAGCAGUGAGAGUGGGUGCCCUUCUUUGAAAACAGAUCCACGGGAGGUGUCCAAGUUCCAGGAGAACUUUGUCAUUACAUUCAAAUGGGAACCAAAGUAUGAUUUUGAUCUGGAUAGCAAGUUUACCAGUGAUCCUUUAGAAAAAACUAUAAAUCGAGCUCUACAUGGGCCAUGGAACCCUCACUUGAAGGAGAAGGUGGAAGAUGUGAAAAUCAUCUUACACAUGUGGUUAGCGCUCUUUUAUAGCAAACCCAGCCAGCAGCUGAUUAGCAGCUCUCGGAAAGUUGUAGAGCACAGCAACCCAGCAAAAUACGUCUCUAUCAACACAGUGCAUGACCCGCUUUAUGAGAUUGCAGAGGUUGAUGCUGAUGAUACCAAGAACAGUGAUGACAGUGGCCUCAUGAGUAAUUACACUAGCACUCGAUCCCAAAUCAUGUCGGAUGUUUCUCCAGAGUGGCAUGAAAUGAAUGAAGAUAACAGUAGCAAUCAACCUGUGGAUUUAAGUGUUGCUUCCAGUAUACAAACAAAGGAUUAUUAUGUAAAAUUGUCAAGUGAAAUCUUCCAAAUGUAUAACCAGAGCAGUAUGAGUGCACUUUACACAAAUAGCCUUCAAACAACUGUGAUGUGCAAAAUGACAUCAACAAGCAAAGUUACUCCACCACCUACAAAUCACACGAAUACGAUAUUUUCUGCCAAUAUUCCAUCUGUGUGCUAUGCCGAUGACAGCGAGCAGUUUAACAAUGAACUAACUGCUAAAUCUGAGACUUGUGUGGCUAUUGGUGGUGGUUCUUCUGGAAAGGUGAACCCCAGGGAAAGUGAGCACAAAUAUUCCAAGCGUUUCUCUAGUGCAGAAGAAACACAAUGGUCAAGUGGCUCAGAAAAAGGUUUUAAUAUGUUACAUGAAGAUUCACAUUCAACAGUUUCUAAAAAGGAUGAAAGUGCUGAAAACUAUGAUGUAUACGUUUCUCCUCGACCUAUGAGCCAUACGCAAGCGGAAACAUUCUCAUUAGGUGAUGACAGGUUAGCCAUGAUUGGUGAUAAGAACCAUCCAGCUGCAGCCAGUAGUAAGGUCAAACAUCAAGAGUAUACUCAUGUUACAAGUAGCACUGUUGAUGAUGCAGAGGAUUCACCCUCUGAUGCCUUAAACAUGAACAGUACUGCAGAUGUCUUCCAUGAGGACGAUGGACAUUCUGACCAUUCAGAGGCCACAGGGGAAGAUUUUCUUAAGAAGAGAAGUCCUUUGGUUUCCUUUAUGCACUCUAUGCAAAAUAUACAUGCAAACUCUGAGCGGCAGGAAACUAUAUUAGAAUCUGCUGACAGCAGAAUUGUACUGGAAGCCAAGCUUCAGGAUGUUCGGCAAAAUAAUGAAGACAAAGAACUGGACACGUCUAAUGUUCACUUAGUCGUUACUUCAAGUAGUAAUGGUAGUGAAUUGGGGAUGUGUAAGAAAAGCACUUACUACAAUAAUGAUUUGAAAUCUUCAUGUGAGGAAAACCAAAUGGAUAUAACAUUUUGCAACAAUGAUGACCUGUCACCUUUGACAAGCUCGAAUUUUAAAUCAAAUUCUACUCCUUUGGAUGAUGGAAAGGUUUUAGAGUCUAGGAGUCGGUUAAAUUAUGACAACCCUCCAACUCUCGAAAGCCCAAAGGCAGCGAGAAUUUCUCUUGAAUUAGUGCACAGUGAAGAAUCUAGUAUGCAAGGUGAAAGUCAAGACCAUGCUACAAGAAACAUGGAUUUGGCACAGAGCAUUAAAGAAGCAGAUACCUGUAUUGGCAUUGAGCUUAAUGAUGGCAAAGAUUCCAGUGUUGAUCCAGAGCUUACGGGUAAUAGCUUUAAAGAAGCUAAAGCAAGUUCUUCCACUCAUGAAGAAAUAAUAGAACGUUCAGAGCAAUCUCUAGAUGAGAUGGAAAAAUUUCAAAAAGAGACUUCUUCGUUGGAUGAAAAUGACACCAAUGAGGUUGCCACAUUUGGGAACAUGGACAAGCUGGAAUUAAGCCCUAGCUCCACUGAGACUUCAGAUGUCGAGGCCAUGGAUACAGAAAAUGCAGGCAAAUCUUGCCCAGAAUCAUCUGAGGAUGCUAACGAGGAAAAGUCAUAUAGUAAUGAAAAAUCCGAUUUGGUAGAUACCUCUACAGAAGUUUCUGUGGCUGUAUUGCACCAGGAUGAUGCUAGAAACUCUGAGGAUGAUGGAUGCCAAGUAAACAGGAACUCAGUUGCCGUAGAAGUUACAGAUCAUAGCACUGAGAUGAAGGAAAGCGCAAAGACAGAAGAAACCCUACCAGUUUAUAGCCAUAGUCCUUUUCCAACUAGUGACCUCGGUGCUGAUAGAACCAACAGCCUUACCACAGUUUCUGCCAACUUUCAGUCAAAAGACACAGAAGCUGCUGAUUGCAAUUUUUCGCAGUCUGAUGAAAUGGAAAAUAUCUCUAAAAUAGAUGAGAUAGAAGAUCCUACUGAUAACACACGGACAUUCUGUAACCAGGAAGUUAGGACUCUUAAUAGUGCUGAAAUAUCGGGGAAAGAUCCAAAGACAUGUUUUGGAGAAAACUCCUCAUUGAUUGAGUCUGAGUACAGCAAGGCUGCUGAUUUGGAAAGCAUGGAAGAAAGAAUGUUGCUAGCUUCUGAGUCUAGUAAGGUGACUGAUUUGGAAAGCCUAGGGGACAAAUCCUCAUUGCUUGGCCCGGAGUCUAGUAAGGCUGUUGAUUUGGAAAGCCUAGGGGACAAAUCCUCAUUGCUUGGCCCGGAGUCUAGUAAGGCUGUUGAUUUGGAAAGCCUAGGGCACAAAUCCUCAUUGCUUGACCCGGAGUCUAGUAAGGCUGUUGAUUUGGAAAGCCUAAGGGACAAAUCCUCAUUGCUUGACUUUGAGUCCAGUAAGGCUGCUAAUUUAAAAGGCAUAGGAGAAAAAUCUUCAUUGCAUGACUGUGCGUCCAGUAAGACUGAAGAUUUAGAAUACAUUUCUGUGUUUGAGAAGCUCAAUUUAAAAACGGUCAAUGAGAUAUAUACAACUCCCACAGAUGCCAAAAAGCAGGAAUUGCAGACUCUUGACAUAGAGAACCUUCCUGCUGAAAAAGAAACCAUUGACAAUAAUCAAUCUGUGGAAUUGCUGAACAUGCAAUCUGACGUUUGUGUACUGGAUACAGAAGAUCACAUGGUACCUAAUACGAGCGAAACCGGGAAUAGCUGUGAGGUGCUCCAAGCACCAAGUUCUGAGCCAUUGAAUGAAGUUAUUGCUCUAGGUAUUAAAUCAAAGUCUAAUGAAACCAAAGAUUCAGAUGGUGCCAAAACUCAGCCAGCAAGCAGAUGUGUUGAUGGAAAUGUAGACCAGCUCCAUGUUGAAUCACAGAGUGAUUUUACGUCAGAUCCUGUAAGUGUGAGGCAUUCUCCUGAUCAGCCUAAAAAAAGCACUAAGGUCCAGACCCAAAGUAUGAGAAAUACAAUCCGUAAGGAAAUUUUAUCCAAAUUAAAACUUAUCUGCCGAGGUUCAGGAAUCAGCCAGCAUAUAAGCUCUAAUUCUGAAGAUGAGGUAUUCAUUGUCCAUGAAAAACCUGGUAAAUUGCACACAGAGGAACAAAAGAAGCAGAGCGAAAAUAAAAAACUGGAUUUGGCAAAACCUGAAAUAAAUACUGUAAGCAUUGCAGAAAGUACCAGUAAAACUCAGGAAACCAAAACUCCCGAGUCAGAAAGUCUUGAAGAAAGUCCUGAAGAGAUGGUGCAGGAAAUGGCAGCAAAUAGUCCUUCUAUAACUUCAGCGGAACCUGGUAUUCUUCAGGAAGUGACGCAGUUGGUUUCUCAAGAUAAAUGCAAAUCCCCACUUCAUGAUGAUUUCACUGAUAACAUUGAUCAGGAAUCUGGCCAGGACAAGUCUGAAAUCUGUUGUAUAUUAAAUACUGGUAGUAUAAGUAAAGAGCAGUACGAUCGCUGGUCAGAAACCUCAGACGACGACAUUGAAUUUAUAAAAGAGUAUAAAGAACCUCUAACACGUAAAACAAGUAAAUAUUUCCAGAAAGAAUGUCAUGAGUUCCCCAGUUCUCCACCAGAAGAGCCUGCAUCCUACCCUGAACGAAGAUGUUCAAGAAAGACAAAACAUUUUAAAAGGCGUUCUGGCCCCAGUGCAUCACUGGGGGAGGCAGGUGAAUAUGUAUCAAGACACCACAGAGACAAGGAAUAUCUUAGCCCUAGAAGUCAUGGGGGUAUUAUCAUAACUAGAAAGUUAAAAGAUGUCGGAAAGACUUGGCCCACAGUCCACAAAGGGAGCCUCUCUGCUGGCAGAUCUGACUUUGACAGCGUAUUUACUAAUAGAAGAAGGGUCUCAAGUGAUCUCACCCAAAACACCCUGGACAUGGAGCGUUUGCGUUUCAUGUGUAGAUUAAAAGACGUUUUAAGAAAAUCAUCCCCAGAUAUUCAUGUCUCUGAGCCUCCCUUUCAGACAUUGUUUGAUUCAAGAAGGAUUCCAGGCGGCACAAGUUCCAGAAGUAAAUGUAUAAACCCUCUUCUCAUCACAGUGCAUUGUAAACAUCGCAGGAGAGACUACAGAGGGCAUGACAGCUUGUUUCCAAGCAGUUCUUAUAGCCACGCCUGUUAUGAGAAUGAACUACGGGACAAGCCUGCAUAUUCUAGGACUUCCAAAAAAGUAAGAACCCGUAGAUAUCCUCCUCCUUAUCAUUUUAAUCGAUUGAAGUAUGAGAGCACUCUGGAGAAAGCAAAUAAUGAUAUCUCGGUGAUUAUUAAGGAGUGCACUCAGUCCAAUCACCUAAAGUUAAGCCAUCUUGGUUUAGGUAGCACUGCAGUGGAGAGGACUUCAGCCUGUCCAGUGCCAGAGCAGCGUGGCAGGCAAAUAAGACCGACAUUUGACCCCACUUCCACUAAAUCACAGACUGUUGGGAAUAUUAUUUCUGAUCACUGCACUAACCUGCGCUCAAGAUUACACAGUGUGGCAAGAGACUCUGCACAAAAAAACUGUUACUUUUAUCUUAGCAAGGCCAGUGAUGAUCAUGACGACGAUGAGUUCUUCUCAUUAACAAAGUCAUUACUAAUGAAAGAUGGCUACAUUCCAAUUGAACCACAAGACUUCUGUGACUGUGAGGAAUCGGAAUCUAAAAAACUUUUGGUUAUCAUAAGGAAUGAAAAUGUAUCUUCUCAGAUUCACAAGAGUCUGUUCCAAGUCUUCUACUACGAAGAUUGGAAACAGCUUGACCAGAUUUUUCAGACUUCAAUGGACAUCAAGGACACGUACCUAUAUGUCCCUAUCUUUCUAGUGCAUCAUUGUUUCGAUGUGGGACCUCCACACUACCUGUUUGUGGCGUUGCCCUUAAGCCUCUUGUCUGCACCUCGGGUGUUCACCAAAGUGCUGGCACUGCUGUAUUCUCAUGGCGUCAUCCCCAUUGUGGGAAACUUACCGUUAUGUAUAAAAAAAAUGAGUGAUUUGUUUCUCCCUAACGUAAUGUUUGCUGGUGUGGACACUCCUGAAGAUCUGUCGGAAUCAAUGUAUCAGGAGCUUCUUCAAACUGGUGGAUUUGUCGUAUCUUAUAAAGCUCUAUUGGAAAACAUAUCCAUAGAUAAACUAAAGGAAGUCCUGACAGUAUUAGAGAAGGGGAAUCUAACGUCAGCUUGGAAGUGGCUCAUUCAUUACGGAGAGUACAGGAAACUUAAGGAAGAUAAAAGAGCAGAGUCUAUUUCUCGGAUUAAGAUCUCUUUGCUCAAGUCUUACCAGCAAUCAAACGUCAUUGAAAUCCUGCCUUAUCAUCAGUGUGACUCUAGGUCUAAAGACCUCUCAAGUGAUCUUGAAUGUCUGUUGAACCUCCAGAGCCAACAUAUCCGUUCAAGACUUGCUGUCUGUUUGACAGUUAUGCCAAGCACAGAAGCUGAGGAGAUUGAGCACAAUGGAAUUCUUGUGUAUGAUGUGGACACUUUCAUCAGAAGAAUCCAGAAAGUGGAUGCGUGGCUCCAGCCUUCUUUUUGGUGA
Nanorana parkeri is the source of this 8254-nucleotide messenger RNA. It is a transcript of the gene TASOR2, whose product is annotated as family with sequence similarity 208 member B. Gene Ontology annotation, cellular component: nucleoplasm. The coding region runs from base 62 to 8254 and encodes 2730 amino acids. Lineage: Eukaryota; Metazoa; Chordata; Amphibia; Anura; Dicroglossidae. Gene Ontology annotation, biological process: negative regulation of gene expression, epigenetic. The record is from RefSeq and is a predicted model, not a curated record. The transcript has 23 exons.